Molecule: messenger RNA, 378 nt
Organism: Closterium sp. Naga37s-1
Lineage: Eukaryota; Viridiplantae; Streptophyta; Zygnematophyceae; Desmidiales; Closteriaceae
Source: the annotation of a GenBank genome assembly
AUGGCCUCUCUUCUCCCAUCUCUCAUCCCACCUCUCUUCCUGCAACCCCAACCCUCCACCCCUUUUCUCCCACUCGCCGUCAUCCGCUCCCGCCCAGACAAGGUAGCUCCGAGCCAAGCAAGACAUGUCUCCCCCAACGUGGGAACGCCGCCCCACCCCCCUCUCGAUAGUCGCACCGCUGAGGCUGAGCUGGCACUCGCUGACGUGACAAGUGCUGACAUGGCAUUUUUGCGACUGGAAGGCGUGUUUGCAGCGUUCGGAGAGGAGCGAGUUUGGUCUGCACCCAUUGCCCAGUGGCCCACCGCCUCCUCCCGCUACUGCUACCGCUCCUUCCUGCUGGGUGGGGAGAAGCGGGAGGGCGUGGUGGGAUGCGGAUAG